AGGCUCAGUGCCCAAGAGAUCCAAUUCAGCAUAUCGAUGCUUUGCCUCAUAGACUCGGCACGUUGACUUCCUGCAGAGUGCCAUAUUCUCUGUGAUCAGAAUAACCGCUCAUCACAAAGCUCGCGCAUUCACAGCCGAUUACUUACAAUCACAUUUGACCAGGACGCACCUUGAACUGGAUACCGGCUUUGAGAAGGGAUUGGCAUAUCCUUCUCUGCGAGCUAUCAUCCUUUGUGUUGAGGUUCAGGGGCAAAAUCAUCGGCCAGACUGGUGGCUGUUUCAUUAUUUAACCAAAACUCAAAAUUCUUUUUGGGAAUAAAACGGCAAAAUGACUACACCAACAGCUUCUGGCAACCCAACGAUGGAAACGGUGCAUACGAUAUCCGCCCCGCUUGAUGCGCCUCCUGGAAGUGACGUGCAUCACCCAAGUCAGGGAGAGCAAGGAUCGCAAGCGGAGCAGUCGCAACAGCCGAAUGGAGAGCAACAACAGAAACAAACGCAUCAGGAGCAGCAUGAGGAACACACCGAGGAACAGCAGCAAGGCCAGGAACGACAUGAUGAACAACACGAGGAACAGCACCAGGAGCAUCAACAGGAACAGCGCCCGGUUCAACAUCAUGAACAACAUCAGGAACGGCAGCCCGAAGACACCGGUCCAGCCGUUUUGCAGGUUCCUACCGCUACCAACGGGAUUGUCGAGAGCCAUGGUCACUCACCGCGGGCGAGAAAGGACACCAACUCGUCCAUAUCGACCAUUGCAUCUGCUGCCACAGCUGCUACAUCCUGUAGCGUCAUGUCCCCCCCUGUCCUUACUCCGACAACGUCUGUGCCAACACAAAACAUACUUUCUCUCAAGGACGGGAACGCUCCUUCGUCUUCGAGUCGAAACAGACGGCGGACUGGCCCCUUAGCGCCCGAGGCAAGGGGAAGGGCCGCUCUGAUACGAAAACAAGGUUCAUGUGCAAACUGCAAGAGGAAGAAAAUCGGAUGCGAUGCCCGGCAUCACGGCAUGACUUGGGAAGAACUCGCGCAAAAGUUUCCCAACUCUGCAGAGACGCAACAGCUUGAAACCAUUGUGCCGCCGACCCCUAGAAAUCUUCACACACAAGAAUCACGAAAACUCAAUCUCAGCACCCCUUCGCCAGAAUUUAUGGACAUUGAUUCCUCUCCAACUCAGCAACAGAUCCGUUCAUCGUUCAGCGAGUCGCGCGUCAGAACACCUCUGCCUUCCAAGCCUCGGCAGGACAGGGCAUCAACUGUGUCGUUCCCUCAGCCCAACGGUGGUCUUUCAAACGGUAGCAUUCUGACGUCGAAUUCGCACGGAGCUACAGUCCGGGCUUCCGAAAGCUUUGCGAGGGAUCGUUACAGAAGAGUUUCUGCCUUGUUCCUUCGCUGGCAAGAUGAGGAAGACCCUGCAUUGAUAAAUCCGAUGGACGAGUUCAGAGAAGUCCUUGGAGAGUACUACGACUGCUCAUGCCAAACCAAGAUCAUUCCAUCCGCGGAUCAGAACCACAACAUAUCUAUGUGGAUUUUGGACGAAAUCCUCCAGUUCCUGAAGACGGAUACGGAGGACGAGUUGAAAAUACUCUAUUGGUCAAGUCACAGUUACUUGGACGGCGACCGACAAAUGAUUCUGGCAAGCUCGAGAAACAGCGAGGCGCAACCAGCGUCGUGCGUGCGAUGGUCUGCCAUCCAGGCUCUGCUCGAUCAUGCUUCCCCGGAUGUAGUAGUCAUCAUGGACGCAGCCUACUACCCGAACCAAUAUAGAUUCAUGAGGAGGACCAACCGUUCAUUGGAGCUCCUCGCUGCGUCCACCCAGGCCAACUUGGAGAGAGGCGUCUUCACCCGUGCUUUGAGCGACCAGCUGAGGACCCGAGCGCGGCUGAAGCUUCUGGGGGGUAUCUCAAUCGCUGAUCUUCAUGCGAGAGUUACAACAUCCUCGCUCUUGGCCAUGGGGGCUAGGUUCCAGGAACCGCUCGGCUCGGACAUGGGAGGAAUGUCAUUGCCGCCGCUUAGUAGCUUUCCUCCUGUUCCCUUGCAUCUGCAGUUUGCGGGCAGUCCUAGGACAUCGAGCAUCAUCUUGACUCCGAAGAUGAAGGGGGAUCUAGCGGCAAUGACUGGCACUGACGACGAAGGUAGCGGUGGAAGAAAGGGAGGAGCAGGGGGGCUUGUCUACACGUUCCGCGUCCCCGCGGGUGCAAACCAGGACAUUUGGGAGGAGUAUCUUUCGACGUUGCCCGACGAGACCAAGGAGAGACUGGAGUUCGUGGGGGCAGACUAGGUGGAAGUCAGACGAUCUCGGGCCAGAACGGGGGUUGAAAGCUCCCUGAAAGGAA
Molecule: messenger RNA, 2336 nt
Organism: Neurospora tetraspora
Lineage: Eukaryota; Fungi; Ascomycota; Sordariomycetes; Sordariales; Sordariaceae
Exons: 3
Coding region: 329-2281 (650 amino acids)
Biological process (GO): regulation of DNA-templated transcription
Molecular function (GO): zinc ion binding; DNA-binding transcription factor activity, RNA polymerase II-specific
Source: RefSeq, a predicted model, not a curated record